AUGUUUAAACUUCCCCUCAUCAGCAACAAAUGGAGAUGGCCCAAAUUCCUCAUUGCCUUGAUGGUACUUGAGCUCGCAGGCGCUAUAGCAGCAUUAGCACUAUUCGGUAUUGCAGAACCAAACUUGUACCGGACGAAGCUGUGGCAGAUUGGUGCAGAUAAUGGAUUCAACUCGAGUCCCAAGACCAUCUUAUACGCAUAUGCGAACUAUCGGAAAAUCCCUUCGAUUCCUUUCGUCUGGUCACAUACGUAUGUAUAUGUCCAAGAUUUGGGUGAUCUCGAGCUAAUAGUUGGCAGAAUCACCGAGUUCAACGUAGCUAUCUCGGUGCUGUGUACGUUUAUUAUGAUUGUAAAAUGGGUCAUGUUUGCCCUGCACAUCUGGUACCCGCUCCUGGCAACCGUUACCAAUAUCAUCAUUACCGCUUUAUGGAUAGUGAGCGUCUACGGGCAAGCAGGACCGGACCACUCGGAUCCAAAGCAUCCAUCCAGCAUCGCGUGGUACAUCAGCAAGAGCUGCUCUUACGCAAAACCAGCUGGGUACGAGCACUACUGCGAGAUGGCGAAAGGCACCUUUGCAGUAACAGUAUUCAUGAUGGUAAUCUUCCUCGCCAACACAGUCCAAGGAAUCUGGUCUAUGAUCCCCAGCGCCGCAGAGCGCGCCAAUGCCAAGAUCGAAAUCGACGACAUGCAAAGCAGCAAAGGAAAAGGCGCCUACGACUCCCCCACCUCGGACAACUCGGGCGAGCAGAAGUGGGAGAUGAAGAGCCACCCAAAACCCACCUUGACGCCCUACACACCACGAACAAUGGCUUUCAACACCCUUGACAGGCAAUUGCCGCUGAGGGCGGAAAGCCACGGAGCGCGGUUCACGUAG
This is a messenger RNA of Lachnellula hyalina, 873 nucleotides long. RefSeq lists its product as uncharacterized. NCBI's taxonomy places the organism in Eukaryota, Fungi, Ascomycota, Leotiomycetes, Helotiales, Lachnaceae. The record is from RefSeq and is a predicted model, not a curated record. The transcript has 2 exons. Bases 1 to 873 code for a protein of 290 amino acids.